Molecule: messenger RNA, 1353 nt
Organism: Dichotomopilus funicola
Lineage: Eukaryota; Fungi; Ascomycota; Sordariomycetes; Sordariales; Chaetomiaceae
Exons: 2
Coding region: 1-1353 (450 amino acids)
Biological process (GO): protein sumoylation
Cellular component (GO): cytoplasm; SUMO activating enzyme complex
Molecular function (GO): SUMO activating enzyme activity
Source: RefSeq, a predicted model, not a curated record
AUGGAUCCUCCAAACCCUCAGUUCUCAGACCUGGCGACAGCUUCAGCGCCAGAUGCCGACCAUACCUCGGCCGCGCCACCAAACACCAUCAGCGCCGACGAAAUCGCCCUCUAUGACCGCCAGAUCCGGCUGUGGGGCAUGAAGGCCCAGGAAAAGAUCCGCAGCGCCAAUAUCCUGCUGAUCACGAUGAAGGCGCUGGCCAACGAGAUCGCCAAGAACCUCGUACUGGCAGGCAUCGGCUCGCUGACCAUCCUCGACCCAGACGCCGUGACGCCCGCCGACCUGGGCGCCCAGUUCCUGCUGUCCGAGGAGACCACGCCGCUGGGCACCAACCGCGCGGCCGCAGCCUCGGCCGCCCUGCAACGCCUCAACCCGCGCGUGCGCAUCCACGUCGACACCGUCCCCGUGCAGCUCAAGCCGCCGUCCUUCUUCGCCCCCUUCGACAUCGUCAUCGCGACCGACCUCGACUCCCCCACCCUCAACAUCAUCAACACCGCCACACGCCUGCACAACCGCCCCUUCUACGCAGCCAACUCACACGGCCUGUACGGCUUCCUCUUCGCCGACCUCAUCGAGCACACCUUCUCCAUCACCCGCGCCCGCUCCAACGUACCCACCCCCCUGGGCCCCGAGCCGCGGUCCCGCACCUGCUCCGUGCUCGCCGUCCACCCCAAACCGGGCGAAGAAGACCGCACCGAGAUAGUCACCAAGCGCGAGCUGUACUCGACCUGGUACCUAGCAUCGGGCGCGUCGCAGCUCCCGGCCGACAUCCUGCGGUCGAACCGCCGUCGCCGCGUCGUCACCCCGCUGCUGUCGUGCUUCCGCGCUCUGUGGGAGUUUUCCUCGCUCCAAUCUGACCCGGCCACUGCUCUGCCGGGGACCCCGUCUCCACCUGCUUCCACCCUCCCACACACCGAUAACAAAGCCCAUCUGGCUCUCUUUACUCGGCUCUGUGGCGAGCAGCACAAAGCGUUGGGUCUGCCGGCCGAAACCCUACGCAGCGAGCUCCUGCGGUCGUUCCUCCAGCACGUAUCCAGCAGUAGCAAUCACCACAACCACGGCAACAACAACUCAAACGGCCUGACACCAACAGGUGCAACAACAGCGACAAGCACAAGUGAACUCGCCCCCGUAGCCGCGGUUCUCGGCGGCCAGCUAGCACAGGACGUGAUCAAUGUGCUGGGCGGCACACAGCCGCCGCUGCAGAACUUUGUCAUUUUUGACGGGGACGCCAUGGACGGGCCAAUGUUUGCGCUGCAUCCGGAGGGGGAGCUGGGCAAGGGGUUGUUGGUGAGUGCUGUGCCGGUGGAUUCGGUGGAUUCGGCGGGUGGCUCGGGGGUUGUUGGUGUGUAG